AUGGGUUCAUAUGAUGAUUAUUACAUGAAUCCAAAAUUUGAUCCCCAAAAAGUUACCAUCGCGCAGCUGCGUGAAAUAUUAGAUGCUCAUAAUGUACAUUACACUAGUGGAGAAAAGAAGGCGGAUCUAAUAAGAAUAUUCAAUAAACAUGUCCGACCACUUAUACCAUCUUUACGAGAAAAGAAAACUCGAGCUUCAAAAAUAAAAAACGAUCCAUUAAAGACCGACUCUGAAAUUAAAGAGACUGACUCUGAAAUUAAAGAGACUGACUCUGAAAUUAAAGAGACUGAAAUGACGAUAUUGUCAACUUACAACUUAGAAUAUAUUUCCGUCAAGGAAUAUUUUCACCAGGGGCUUCCAAAUCGCACUAUUCUUGGAAUACUGAAGCUGAAAAUGCCAACUGAGCUUGUUAAAGCUCAUGAAACAUAUAAAAGCCAGAACUUUCUUAAUCGCACACAUAGGAUGUUCCAUGGAACAAAAUCUCUUUGCAAUCCCCAACGAUUUAUCGAAAAUCCACAAGCAAAGUUUUGUAAGAAAGGAUGUGGAGUAUGUGGAAUCGCGCAAGAAG
Racocetra fulgida is the source of this 568-nucleotide messenger RNA. Lineage: Eukaryota; Fungi; Glomeromycota; Glomeromycetes; Diversisporales; Gigasporaceae. The record is from the annotation of a GenBank genome assembly.